AUGGGCAAGCUCACCGUGUUUGGGUUUCUUCACGAGCAAUGGACAGAGCUCCCAAUCUCCACUGCAGACGUCAGCGACCAGUCGCUGGUCGUGGUCGGUACUAAUGUCGGGCUUGGAAACGAAGCUGCUGUGCAUUUAGCCCAGCUGAAACCUAAGAGCCUGUUGAUCACCAGCAGGGACGAAGUCAAGUGUGAACUAACAAAAGCAGACGUGGAGACUCGGUCUGGCAUGACUGGUAUCGAAUCCUGGCCUCUUGAGCUAAGCUCAUUCGAUUCAGUGCGUUCUUUCAUGGACAAUUUUGAAGCGAAGGGAUACACAGCCAAUGCUCUUAUCGCCAACGCUGGCAUAUCGACAAUGCAGUACGCGAAAACUCCGGAUGGCUACGAAACUACAUUUCAAGUGAAUUACCUGUCGACCGCUCUGUUGAGCAUAUUGAUGCUGCCUCACCUCAUCAAGACGGGGACUCCUGAACGUGCCUCGAGACUGGUUAUCGUGUCUAGCGAGGUUCAUUAUAUAGCCAACAGACUAAAAGGAGCAGACAAAUGGUCUAGUAUCAUUGAAACAAUCAAUGAUGAGGCGUAUUGUACCUCUAGGCAAGUUUCAUUAACGUCUUUUUCUGCAGGAAUAAUAACAUGCAGCAGCGUAAUGAUGAAUCGCUACCCCCUAUCCAAGCUCCUCGAAGUGAUGUUCAUCCGUGAGCUGUCCUCUCGACUUCCCACACCAACCUUGGUCGCUGUUUCUGCGGUCAAUCCCGGUUUAUGUCACUCCCGUCUUUCGCGAGAAGUCGAUUCGAAUCCUAUCUUCAAGUUUGCCGUGAGCAUUUACAAAGGGCUACUGGGACGCACGACUGAGAUGGGCAGUCGGACACUUGUCCAUGCGGCAAUUGAGCCAGGCGAGAGGGAACGACAUGGCCACUACCUGUCGUGCUGCGAAGUCGCCGAAGAGAGCGAUUAUACUCUCAGCGCGGAAGGAAGGGAGGUUUCGAAUCGUUUGUGGCAUGAGACCCUCAAAAUCCUUGGAGACAUCGAUCCACGUGUCAAUACAAUUGUGUCUGAACACCUCACCCAGGACAUAGCAUAA
Molecule: messenger RNA, 1080 nt
Organism: Suillus subalutaceus
Lineage: Eukaryota; Fungi; Basidiomycota; Agaricomycetes; Boletales; Suillaceae
Product: short-chain dehydrogenase
Exons: 5
Coding region: 1-1080 (359 amino acids)
Source: RefSeq, a predicted model, not a curated record